Messenger RNA from Mercurialis annua (annual mercury), 1951 nucleotides. RefSeq names its product transcription factor E2FB. Lineage: Eukaryota; Viridiplantae; Streptophyta; Magnoliopsida; Malpighiales; Euphorbiaceae. The record is from RefSeq and is a predicted model, not a curated record. The coding region runs from base 207 to 1604 and encodes 465 amino acids. The transcript is spliced from 14 exons. Gene Ontology annotation, molecular function: DNA-binding transcription factor activity, RNA polymerase II-specific; RNA polymerase II cis-regulatory region sequence-specific DNA binding; protein dimerization activity. Gene Ontology annotation, cellular component: RNA polymerase II transcription regulator complex. Gene Ontology annotation, biological process: regulation of transcription by RNA polymerase II.
GUUACCCUUGCCUCCACAUCUUCAUAUCCGAACCAAAUUCCCUCCUUAAUUCCUUGGUCUUCUUUCUUCUUCCUACGGUACCUUUUUUCAUUCUCUGCUCUCCCGCCUCUUUCUGCUUUCUUUACUAAAUUUACUCUCUCUCUCUAAAACUCUUUUCUCCCCGCCUUCAAAACCCUCGCCAAUUUUACUUUUCAAUUGUUGGAGAGAUGUCGAAUUCUCAACCUCCGAAUCCGCAGCCACGCCUAAACCCUAUGGUGAUGCAGAGUAAUUCUCCACAGCAGCUGGCUUUCUCCUCUCGGAAGCCCCCUUUUCUGCAUCCCGGUGACUACCACCGCUUUUCCUCCGCUGCUCCUCUCCCCGAUCGUCAAGCCGAAGCCAUCCUUCUUAAAUCCCCUCCUCCUCCACUAAAGCGGAAGAGCGAUGCAGCAGAUCAUGAAGCUGAGUCCAGUGAGUGGCACACCGGUCCUGGUUACAUGGAAGUAGUUAACAGUCCCCUGCAGACACCUGUAUCUGGAAAAGGUGGAAAAGUUCCUAAAAUAUCAAGGCUUCCAAAGAGCAAUAAAUUAGGACCUCAGAAUGCUGGUUCAAAUGGUUCUCCUGGAAACAAUGUUACUCUGACUGGUCCCUGUCGUUAUGACAGCUCGCUAGGUCUCUUGACAAAAAAGUUCAUCAAUUUGAUCAAACAUGCGGAAGAUGGAAUUCUUGAUCUUAACAAAGCUGCAGACACUUUAGAGGUGCAAAAGCGGCGGAUAUAUGAUAUAACAAAUGUUCUAGAAGGCAUUGGUCUUAUUGAAAAGAAGCUGAAGAACAGAAUUCAGUGGAAGGGACUUGAUGUCUCAAGGCCAGGGGAAGCAGAUGAUAGUGUUAGUUUACAGACAGAAGUUGAAAACCGUACUGUCGAGGAGCGCAAAUUAGAUGAACAAAUAAGAGAAAUGCAAGAACGAUUGAGGGACCUUAGUGAAGAUGAAAAUAAUCAAAAGUGGCUUUUCGUCACUGAGGAGGACAUCAAGAAUUUACCAUGUUUCCAGAAUGAAACCUUGAUUGCAAUUAAAGCUCCACAUGGAACCACUUUGGAAGUCCCAGAUCCGGAUGAGCAGGCUGUUGACUGUCCCCAGAGGAGAUACCGGAUAGUCCUAAGAAGUGCAAUGGGUCCAAUAGAUGUUUAUCUCGUCAGUCAAUUUGUGGAGAAGUUUGAGGAGAUUCAUGGUGCUGAGCCACCUCUAAGUUAUCCGUCAAGUUCAGGAUUGAAUGAAAAUGCUGCACCUAAAGCAGUCCCAGGGGAGAGCAGAGGAAAGGAGAUUGAAAUGCAGGGAGAAGAUGCUUACAAAAUGUGCUCAGAACUCAGCACAUCACAGGACUUUGUGAGUGGGAUCAUGAAGAUUGUUCCCACAGAUGUAGAUAGUGAUGCAGACUACUGGCUUUUAUCAGAUGCUGGCGUUAGUAUUACAGACAUGUGGCGCACUGAAGGUGGGGUAGAAUGGACUGAGUUCGAUACGCUUCACCAUGAUGGCUACGGAAUAGCAAAUGCCAGCACACGUCAACCCCAAACUCCACCAUCAAGUGCAGCAGAAAUACCCUGUAAUGCUAAUGCUGCUGCAGGAUGAAAUGAAAAUGUGGACACUAAUAGAAAGAUAAAAGAGGCUUGAAAUCCUCCUAUGAUGUGAAUGCAUCUCCCUUCAGCAUGGGGACUACUCUGGAAGGCGGAAGCAAUCCAAAAUGUGCAUCUACUCAUGAGGACCAGAGCGAGGAAGUAGCUCAUGCAUUGUACAGCUCAAGUAAAGUACAGUAUCCAUGUAUGUAAUCCAAGAGAAAUUAGGUGACUAGUGUAUUUUCAACUUUGCUUGUAUAUUACUCCAACUUCAGCACAGGUAUUUGGGUAGUAUUGUAAGAUAAUGAUAGAGAUAGCAAAUAGUAGAGUCUAAUUUAAAUAGAGGAACAAAAGUUUAACUUA